This is a messenger RNA of Oikopleura dioica, 969 nucleotides long. The record is from the annotation of a GenBank genome assembly. Lineage: Eukaryota; Metazoa; Chordata; Appendicularia; Copelata; Oikopleuridae.
AUGAACGUCGCUGGUUCUGGCCUACUUGUCGGUACCGCGCUUUCUGUCAUUAUUCCAGAAGGAGUUUCAGCGCUCUACAGUCAAAAACAUCACGAUGAACAUCAUGGAAGUGAUACCCUUAUCGACGCUGACCAGGAAGAUGAUCAUCACGAUCAUGACGAGCACGAAGACGAAGAUCAUCAGCACGACGAGGUUCAUCAAUACGUUGGCUUAUCGUUGCUUUUCGGUUUUUUACUGAUGCUUGUUGUGGACAACAUCCCUGGCGGACACGGACACUCUCACAGUGAAGCAGUGCCCAUGGCAGAGAGUGAAAAGCUCAUUGAAACGGGCGAGCAAGAAGUAAUUGUGUCCGAAUCGAAGGCUUCGACUGCGACGUUAGGGCUCGUUGUGCACGCUGCGGCCGAUGGUCUUGCUUUAGGUGCAGCUAGCGCGUCCGACAGCAGUUCGCUCCAAUUCAUCGUCUUUCUGGCGAUAAUGCUACACAAGGCCCCUGCUUCUUUUGGACUCGUUGCUUUUCUUUUGCAAAAGGGAAUCGAGCGCAGCAAAAUCAGGUGCCAUUUGCUUGUUUUCGCCCUUGCCGCGCCGAUAACAGCAAUGUUGUCUUACUUAUUCCUGUACCACGCGUUAGAAGUGAUUCCUGGUGGGGCAGGUAGUGCGAUGCUCUUUUCCGCUGGUACCUUUCUCUACGUCGCCACUGUUCACGUGUUACCAGAAGCUGGUCCACUUGAUAAAUUCAAACUAUCACUGAUGAUCAUCGGCGAAGCGAAGAUUCCUGAGGAAGACGAAACGAUGGCAUUCACCAUCAUCUUUCCCAAUGAGGAGGGAAAGGCUGGAAUCAAGGGAGCACCUGAAAAGAUCAGGUCGCUCCUCGACAACUCCUUCACCGGAAAUGGUCAAGAGAGUGCGACUUGUGAAAGCACGCUGGUGUUUUACGAAGCUGCCGAACACUUUUUGCGAAAGGAGACAUAA